Molecule: messenger RNA, 2657 nt
Organism: Panicum virgatum (switchgrass)
Lineage: Eukaryota; Viridiplantae; Streptophyta; Magnoliopsida; Poales; Poaceae
Product: ankyrin repeat protein SKIP35-like
Exons: 4
Coding region: 683-2431 (582 amino acids)
Source: RefSeq, a predicted model, not a curated record
CGUCGCCGGAGGAACCGCUCGAUACUCAACGCACACGGCACACCGGCGACCCUACACGGCCCUCCCCCGCACCGGCGACCCUGCACGGCCCUCCCCCGCACCGGCGACGCUCGAUCUGCUCGUCCAACCGCUCCUGCGCGGCCCGCCUCUACCUGCGACGGCCACCCUGCGCCCUCCCCUCAGCCUUCUCCCACCAGCGCCGACGCCCUGCGCGGCCCUCCCCUCACCGGCGACGGCCGGCCUCCCCCCACCGGCGCCACCGCCCCUGCGGGCCACCACGGACAACGCGCAGGGCUCCCCAAGGCGAUUUCCCUGCAGUAGCGCGUCUGCAGGGACGGCGCGCGGGCUCUGACCACCGCCUGCCCUCCGGCGUCCACCUUCUUCAGCCCGAGCGCCAUCCCCUCUUGCCAUUCCUCCAUUCCGGUGUUCUCUCAUGCAUCCACUUGAGAUCCCCGAAGGGUAAUGUUUGCAUGUUUUGGUGGUAUUUAACGGGGGCGAGCGCUUUUGAUGGUAUUUUACGGAAAGUCGUGAUCUGUCGAUGCUGCAGAACCAAUUUUCCCCUUGUUGACUAGGGUUCUUUGCGUUGCCUAUGGUGGGGGGUUUGCCUAUUUAGCAGGCAAUACAAUAGCGUGAGUCAGACAGUCAGUGAUUGAACUGCAAGUUUGGAUCUUUCUUGCAUCAAAUGGUAGAGCAAGGCAAAGCACGAGGCGCUCCGACGAAGGCAAAGAAAUCGCUGCUCGUGGAGGCUGAUGAGAUUGGCCAGGUGAGCGGAGUGGUGUUUGCAAGAGAAUCACCACUGGCGCGCAAGAACGACCAAGGAUGCAGCGUCAGCCAUAGUCAUGGGGAUGAUGAAACGAAGGAAUCAGAUGGGGGUGUGCAAAAUGGGUGGGUUGAUUUUGGGCAUUCGCUGCAGCUGCUGCUGUUCUCACGGCAGUGGUCUCUCGCUGAGAGUCUUGUUGCUCUAGCAGAUCAGCAGUCACUGCUGGAUUAUGGCCUGUCAGCCGCCCUUGAUGCCAUAUGGUUCUUGCGGACGAAGCAGGAUCUUGAGGGGCUCAAUUGUCUGAUAGCGAAGAUUGUGGCUUCGGGAGCAAAGGAUUUUGCAAGAGCAAUCCUCCGGACGUCACUGCUUGCAUCUUGUGUUGCAGCUUGCCAAAGCAAGGCUAUCUCUGUGGUUGAUAGCAAGGAGAUCGUCGCCGAUAGAUUGCAUGAUCGUCUGCGGGAUUGUCCUGGUGCCGACCAUCUGAAAGUUGAGGCAGGUGCCAAAGUGCAGAAGUUUAUGGAAUGGGCUUUGCAGUGUAUCCAUAUGCAUCAUUGUUCUGAAGAGACACAAAGGUACAGAUGGAACUGCGACACUCUCCAAGAGGUACAGCUCCAUUUGUCAGCAUUUAGAGUCUUUUUGGACAUAGCUGGUGACAAUCUCAGUGGCAAGAUUUUCACUGAGGCAUUUGAUGCGGCCUGCUUCCCACUUACACUCUUCUCAAGUUUAUUUGAACCUGGAUGGUCUUCUGGGAGUUCAGCAGUCUCCAUUAAGGGUCUUUUAUCAUUGCUGGUGGAAGGAAGCGCUGAUAAUGUAAAUCAGUGCUUCCUGGAAGCAGCGCGCUUUGGAAGUACUGAGCUUGUACGCAUUCUGUUGGAGAUUGCAUACCAGAACAACUUGGCUGUGGACAUUGACCUGGCUCUAGUGUUUGCUUCUCAUUACUGCAAGUUGGACACAAUGGCAUGCUUGGUUGAUGAAGGGAAUGCAUCCUCUUUCCUUGGUCCUCUGAUAAAAGCUGCUGAGCGUGGGUGCUUGCAGGUCGUCCACUGGUUUGCCUGUAGAGGUGUUUCUGAGAUUGAGAUGUGCCUCGCCCUCACAACCGCUGCCUCCAGUGGCCAUUUCACAGUGGCAUCCUACCUACUUGAACAGAUCCCGCAGCAGAUCCUCGAAGCUCUCAGCACACAGAUCCUGAAGGCCGCCCGUGGCCAGGGCAGCGGGUCGUUCGAUGGCGUCUCCUUCCUUCUGAGGUCCAACUUCCUAAGAGAUGCUGCCACAACAUACGAGGCGGCGGACCUCAUCGCGAGGGGGGCCACCAACGGUGAGCCCCAUGACCUGGUCGCCUUCCUGAAAGAGCACUGGUCCCAGGCCGCCUUCACCGAAGGGUUGAGUGCUGGCGAGGCUCAUUUCGUGAAUGUCAUGAGGGUCUUCAGGAGAGGCGCGUCCCCAGUCUGCCUGAACGACCUCCCGUCGCAGAUGGUGCUCGGCAUCGCCUACCUGCCGCUGUACCGGGCUUGUGUGAGCGAGGCAGGUGGGCAGCUGCUACCUCAGAGACUGAGGGGUGAGCUGGUGGAGGCGAUGAACCGGCUCGGGGAGCCGGCUGGCGUGGAGAGCCAGGGGAAGGAUCUGGUGAUGGCUCUGGAGCGCCACAUGCCGUCCUUCUUGAUUGGGUCUUGAGAGGUUUACCAAGUGUAAAUAACCUUAAUAAACAUCUUAUUAAGUGGUGUAAGAGUGUAAAAUGCAGUGUGUACUGUGUAGCUGCCAAACUCCCAGUCUUCCAGUGGGACAGGUAGCAAUAGUUUUGGUGCGUUACUGGUUUCAUGGUCGUGUACAAAGUGUUUUUGUAAGAAGUUUGUCUAUCGAUUGCCUGUUGAAGGGGGGCAGCAGCGUGCGUUUAUAUAUC